UUACAAACACUUGUGCGCAGCCACAGACUGCACGAAGCCGACUCGAAGCAAACGGGUUAGCCUUGGCGUUCAAGCUAGUGAGAUGGUGGUGGCCAGCGAGGAGCCGUUCCCGGCGGUGCACAAGUGCAACGCGUCGCACCGCAGUGACCACACGGUGGUGUCGGGCCUGAACGGCACGCUGCUCCGGUCGCGGAGCGCCUUCCCCUACUACGCGCUCGUCGCCUUCGAUACCGGCGGCGUGCCACGCCUGGCGCUCCUCCUGCUCCUCGCGCCGCUCGCCGCGGCGCUGUACUACGCGGUGUCGGAGGCGGCCGGCGUGCAGGUACUGGUGUUCGCGGCCACUGCGGGCGCGCGCGUGGCGGACAUCGAAUCCGCGGCGCGCGCCGUUCUGCCCAAGUUCUACGCGGCCGAUGUGCACCCGGAAGCGUGGCGCGUGUUCGCCGCCUGCGGCCGGAGGUGGGUGGUGACGGCGACGCCGAGGGUGAUGGCGGAGCCGUUCCUGCGGGACCAUCUCGGCGCGGACGCCAUAGUCGGCACGGAGCUCGCGACGUGGCACGGGCGCGCGACGGGGCUUGUGGACGUACGUCGGGGCGUGCUCGUCGGCGAGAGGAAGGUGGAGGCGCUGAGGGAGAUGAUCGGCGAAGGUAACGUGCCGAAUGUCGGGCUCGGCGACCGGAGGUCUGACUACGCCUUCAUGAGACUCUGCAAGGAGGCGUACCUAGUGCCUGGAACGGCGGUGGACGCCGUGGGUGCGGACAAGCUGCCGAAGCCGGUAGUCUUCCACGACGGGCGACUCGUCCAGCGCCCGACCCCGCUCGCCGCGCUGAUCGCCGUGGCGUGGUUCCCCGUCGGCUUCCUCCUCUCCGUCGUCCGCGUCGCCGCGGGGUCGCUCGUCCCGAUGCCGUGGCAGUACCAAGUGUACCGCGCCCUGGGCGUGCGCAUCACCAUGCGCGGCGCGCCCCCGCCGCGCCCGGUGCUGGCCUCGGGCCGCACGGGCGCGCUCUACGCCUGCUCCCACCGCACGCUCGUGGACCCGGUGUUCCUCUCCGUGGCGCUGCGCCGCCCCGUGUCCGUCGUCACCUACUCGCUCUCCCGCCUCUCCGAGAUCCUCUCGCCCAUCCGCACCGUCCGGCUGACCCGCGACCGCGCCACCGACGCCGCCGCCAUCAAGCGCCUGCUCGCCGGGGGCGACGUCGCCGUGUGCCCCGAGGGCACCACGUGCCGGGAGCCCUUCCUGCUGCGGUUCUCGGCGCUCUUCGCGGAGCUCACCGACGACAUCGUGCCCGUGGCGACGGAGUGCCGGACGAGCAUGUUCCACGGCAACACGGCGAGGGGGUGGAAGGCGAUGGACCCCUUCUUCUUCUUCAUGAACCCGAGCCCGCAGUACACCGUCACGUUCCUCGACAAGCUGCCGGCCGAGCACACCUGCGGCGGCGGCGGGAAGUCCAGCCACGAGGUGGCCAACCACGUGCAGAGGCUCAUCGCCUCCGCGCUCUCCUACGAGUGCACCGGCUUCACCAGGAAGGACAAGUACAGGGCCCUCGCCGGCAACGACGGCGUCGUCGCCGCGCCAAACAAGGGCACGUGAAUGAAGAAAUCUGGCAAUGAUCUGUCGAUCGAACAGUACACAGAUAUGGAGAUGUACGUAUGUGCAGAUCGCGUAUAAUUGUAAGGUACACAAAAUUUAAGAAGAUCAAAUUAAUCACUGAACAAAUGUUUUAUUUGGAUGAUUA
Lolium perenne is the source of this 1733-nucleotide messenger RNA. Its product is annotated as glycerol-3-phosphate acyltransferase RAM2. NCBI's taxonomy places the organism in Eukaryota, Viridiplantae, Streptophyta, Magnoliopsida, Poales, Poaceae. Gene Ontology annotation, molecular function: glycerol-3-phosphate 2-O-acyltransferase activity; phosphatase activity. Gene Ontology annotation, cellular component: membrane. The record is from RefSeq and is a predicted model, not a curated record. Gene Ontology annotation, biological process: cutin biosynthetic process.